Messenger RNA from Micropterus dolomieu (smallmouth bass), 3371 nucleotides. Its product is annotated as growth arrest-specific protein 1. The record is from RefSeq and is a predicted model, not a curated record. Bases 598 to 1350 code for a protein of 250 amino acids. The transcript has a single exon. NCBI's taxonomy places the organism in Eukaryota, Metazoa, Chordata, Actinopteri, Centrarchiformes, Centrarchidae. Gene Ontology annotation, biological process: regulation of cell cycle.
GCGGGACAAAAUGCGACAGAUAGAAACCUCUUCCUAAACAAAAAAAACAAACAAAAAAAAAAACACAUCGGAAUGCAUGGAUGGAUGUUAAAAGUAGUAGGACUGGAAACAAGAGUCGAAACCAACAAUGACAAGAAAACUUUCAAGUGUACAAACUGAGUUGUAGACAAUAACUAUGGUUAGAGUGCGCGUAAACUUUGGAUUGUGUCCACCUCCUAUCUGCACCGGCGGCAUGGAGCACACACAGGCUGCACUUUGGAGCAGGCUAUAAUUUCCCAUUUUUGAACGGACAUGCUUCCCGGAGUGACUGUAACUGCGCGGUUUCUCUUUUUUGCAGCCACUCGUUGUGAUUUCCCUGACUCAGAUCCUGUAUUCUACUGUAGCAACGCUCACCGGGAAGAGGCACACAUAACUUUCGUGCAAGUUUGUGGAUGAUUUAUAAAGGUCCUGAUUCUUUUUCUUCGAUUGCGUUGGUUGCAAAACGCAUGUACGGAAUCCUUAUGAACUUCAGUCUGUGAGAUUCAGUGUGUAAACUGCCUAGAUGCUAAUGUGCUGGUGGAGAAAGUGCACGUCGCCGAACUAGAACUCCAUCCAAGCAUGAAAUGUUGGUGCAGCGCCCUGGCACUUCUCCCGUGGGUGCUGGUGGCUUUAGAUGCCCAGCUAAUCUGCUGGCAGGCGCUCCUUCGGUGCCACGACGAGCCCGAGUGCGAUCUUGCAUACAGUCAAUACUUAGCAGCUUGUGACGGUAACAUCAGAGGCACGAGGAGGCAGUGUCCGAGCCACUGCAUCAACGCGCUGAUAAGGCUGAAUCACACCCGCAGCGGGCCGGACCUGGAGACCUGCGACUGCGCCCAGGACCUGGAGUGCCUCAGUGCCAAGAGAGCCAUAGAGCCGUGCCUCCCCCGCAGACACCCAACCGAUGCAGGGGGUAUAGGGUGCAUGGAGGCCCGGCAGCGCUGUGAGGAAGACAGCAACUGCCACACCUCCCUCACAGCCUACUUGUCAUACUGUGGGCAGCUCUUCAACGGUAGGAAGUGCUCCUCCAAGUGUAAAGCCACCAUUCAGCAGAUGCUGUUCAUCCCAAAUGGCAUGCUGCUGAACCGCUGUGUUUGCGAUGGGGUAGAGAGGCCUUUCUGUGAAGUGGUCAAGGAGAACAUGAGCAAACUUUGCUCCAUAGGAGACCACAUUGUUAUUUCAGACCAGCCUGAUGUGGAAGACAUGUAUGAGGAUGAAGACUAUGACCCUAAAGGCGACAGAGAGGAGAUGUAUACUGAUCAUUCCUCUGCUUCCCAGAGGUUGUCCAGCUGCAUGAUGCUCUUCUUUCUUCCUCUAGCACGGACAUUGUACUGAGAUGAUGGGUACUUGAAACAUGGAUUGAAAAUGAGGCUGUAGAGAAAAAAUCUAUGACCUCUCCAGGGAGCCAAGAGUCCAGCUGGAGCUGGUAUGGAAUCAGUCACUUGAUCAGAGACACUUUCGCUGACAUUGACUUGCUGGCUCAGGACUCAAACCCACGCAGGUCUGUUGGAUAAUGGAAGCUAUUCUUUCACCCCCAGGCCUCCCUGCAGUCCCAUUUUAGCUGCAGGGUGACAGUGAGCAUACUAGUGAUUUGAGUAGGCUUUCCACAACUGUACAAUUUGCAUAGUAAUUCUUCUCCAUGGGCGUCUCACUCAGGAGAACUGCUUUUUUGGAUUUGUGACUCAAAUCUUCACAAAGAUGGCCUUUACAGUUCUCUGAGUGAACUGCUCACUUGCUAAUGCUAAAGUGAAGGGAAGCCAGUUUGUCUCAAAUGGCAAAAAUACUUUCAGUGAACCACACCAGACUUUGUUGCAGGGCAUUGCCAUUUUGUGUGCCUUAACCAGGUCUUGUUUGUUUGGUUUGGAUUCAAUGGCACUUGGCAUGUGGCCUUAUUAAGACCUUGGACAAACAUUGGAACCAUCCAGUCUCUGUUUGCUCUGCUCUCCAUUUCAGGGGCCUCUGCAUUGUUGCAGGAACCACACUUCAAAUAUUUGUGGGAACAGUCAAAGGACAGGCAAGGUUGUGGGAUCAAGUACUGAAAUUAACUGAAGCGCCUCUCCAGCACUCUGUCCGGGUCCCCUCCCCCAGAUGAGAUUGUUUUAUUGAACUUUUCCUGAGACCCCCUCCAACCCCACCCCACUCCUUCUUCCUCCUAUCUACUGUCUGCGCCUUUCAUGCCUUUACGAGACCUCUGUCUUUAUUACUGCUUCCACACUGAAGCAUCAAGCAAGGAAAAGCUGCCUGUCGCUGAUGUGAAUAAGUCAACAUAUCAUACCUGGUGUUUGUCCAAACGACUGCACAUGAUUAGAGGUUUACCUGGCCUGACACAGCUUAGCUUUGUUAUGUAUGGGAUUUACAAUUUUAAAACAAACUGUGUGAUUCCAAGUUGUUGGAAUCAUCAAACAAAGACAUUAGAUUUUAUUGAUUAAUAAGGAUUGUGGACCAAACACCAGGUCAUGAUCUAUCUUAUUGUAUCUCCAGUGUAGCAGCACUGCAGCAACCACACAAUAAUCAGUGAGCAUGGCAGUGUCACAACGGUGUGUGAAUAGGAACAACAAGGUAUUCACUUGUGAGCAGUAGUCUGGUAUGAGUGGUGAAACAUGGGUUGAGUGUAUGUUAAUUAUUUUGCGACACACAGUGUUUGUUAAAGAAGUAUGAGUGUUGCUAACUAAACAAGAGGUGUAGCUUUUAACAUGCAGGAUUGGCAACAAGUACUUUAUAAAGAAAUGCACAAAUACAGAUUAAAUUCCAGCUAAUUAAAACAAGAGAUUAAGAAGAAUGCAUGACAUUCAUAUUUUUAGUUGCACAUAUUUACAUGACGAGAUGCUCUGUGCAGCUACUGAGCAGUUAGCGGGGCUAAUCUUACCUAUUUGAAGGUCCACACCGAUAGUCCAGGGAUUCAAAGCAGAGGUCCUUCAGUCUCACGUCUUUCUUCCACUACUCCACUUUAAGCUGUUUAGCAAAAAGGGAAGGUAAAAGCAAUGUUUUCAUUAGUACUGAUCACUUGUAAUGAAGCUGCCAAUUUGUGUGUUUGCCACUUGAAAUUGUGUCAAAACUAAUAUUUUUGUCUUGUUGAUAAAUGUUAAAUUAUGAAGCUAGAAUAUGAAGAGUAAGUGUAUAUAUACACUUUACAAUUAUAUGCAGUAAAAUAAGCCAGUGUCUGCCCACUGUCACUUACGUUCAUUUAAUACAAUAAAAACACACCAAUGUAGCUCAGAUUUCUCCCACAAAAUCUGACAUGAUUUAGAGUUUUCAAUUUUUCCAUUUCAUUUUGCAGGAACGUAGCAGUAAACAGUUCAAAGCAGUGUCUUCAAUGUGGGACGGUGCGUUUUAUAAUAAAAUGUUUAUGACCUGAA